AACAUUUGCAUGCCACCUUUACUUUUUCAUCAUACCGUCUGGAAGGAGCGCAUGCGGGUGGUGGAUCCCUAACAAGAUGGUAUGUUAUGUCAAUCCGAGUUGCCGCCUUGCCGCCCAUGGUCGCUGUCGGUUGUGAGGGACAAGUGAAGGGACCUCCGAGGCGAUGGGACUUAUUGAUAAGGUCCACCGGCUCGACUGUUUUUCUCUCUCACCAACUGUUCUUUGAGCGAUAGCUCCAUUCUUUUAUUUUUAUUUUCCAACUCAGUGAGCGCUGCGCUCCACUGCUCUCCCUUUGUCGGCGACACUCACCGGCAUCGAAAACGGCGUCGUUCUGGCGUCGGUUGAUUGUGAAACUUGUCAUUCUUUGUCGGCUUGACUGCCCUGUGCGCAUAGAGAGAGGCUACCGAGUCCCUUUGUCUGUCUUUGACUAUCAUAUUGUAUACCCCGGGCUCGGGUUAUCAGGAUUCUUCGAGUGCAAGCCAUGCCUUCGCUUUUCAGCGUCCUACAUUCCUGUCUACUAGGUUUUGUGCUCGUUUUGAGUCUCAUAUGUCUCGCCCUGGCAGGCCAUUUCCAGGCAAUCCUCACCCCAUCCCAUCUCACCCGUGAUGUACCCUUUGCAAUCGCUGUUUCAUGUCUUGGUCUCGUAACUAUGCUUGGCCUAAUCGCAAGUGGCAUAUGGCGCCUUGUUUCCACUCGGCUAGAACUGGUUGGUACGGGAAUUAUGGCCACACUAUGGCUAGCUCUUGCUGGUUCUCUCGCGGCUUCAGAAGCCAAGUCUGCCAUCGUCCAGUGUUUCGCCUCUUCUUCAGAUAGCACCGUCGUCGGUGGUUUCACCACGGAGAUGUACCAAGCACAGUAUCGAGUGAUUGAAUCCUUCGCUUUCGUCAUUGCUUUCUUGCUUUUCGGCUUCACCUUGACGGCUUUCAUCCUAGCCCUUCGGCAGCACGCCAACGGCACAUCGCACGUCUGGGUCGUCCCCAUCGCCGCCGUCGAUUGGUUCGGUACCAUGUCCCCAUCCGCAUCUUCGUCUCCACGUAUCAACAAACUCCCCUUCCCUACCACGACUCCCUCCUCUCCCGCCCGCCGCACCCGCACCCGGACGUUCUCAAGAUCCACCCGGGAACCUCCAGCAGACGAUACGGAACCUCUGGGCACGGGUGCGAACGUGGAGAAAUCGCAUCGACAUGCGAGGAACGUUUCGACGCCGAUAUAUCAUCAGUGGGCUCAGAGAGGACGGGAGGCUAUAUCGAAUAGUGCGAGGAAUAGCAGGGUGUAUGAUUAUUGGAGGAGGGAUGCUUCGCCUCCGCGGUGAUCAUAGGACGGGUAGACGGAUUUCCGACUUCGCAUAUACCCCCAGGUCAAGCCAAGCUACGGCUACGGUUAAGACUACGAAAUUUUUACGAUUGACACGCGUCUCAACUCCCGGGAUGGAUGGAUGGAUGGGACGAUCUGCAGGUUUUCUUGGUUCAAGGGUCGGAAUGGUAUACAUGCGGGAUAUUCGGAAUAGAGGGCUGGUCAUUGAUUGACGUAGUUGUGGGUAUUGGAUACCAAGUGUGUAAUCAUUCUCUUCGGCACUCUUUUAAUACGAAUAGAAUGGGUUUUUG
This is a messenger RNA of Stereum hirsutum FP-91666 SS1, 1604 nucleotides long. RefSeq lists its product as uncharacterized. The record is from RefSeq and is a predicted model, not a curated record. Bases 482 to 1312 code for a protein of 276 amino acids. NCBI's taxonomy places the organism in Eukaryota, Fungi, Basidiomycota, Agaricomycetes, Russulales, Stereaceae. The transcript has 7 exons.